Aspergillus nomiae NRRL 13137 is the source of this 1233-nucleotide messenger RNA. Its product is annotated as succinate--CoA ligase subunit beta. Lineage: Eukaryota; Fungi; Ascomycota; Eurotiomycetes; Eurotiales; Aspergillaceae. The record is from RefSeq and is a predicted model, not a curated record. Gene Ontology annotation, molecular function: ATP binding; metal ion binding; succinate-CoA ligase (ADP-forming) activity. Bases 1 to 1233 code for a protein of 410 amino acids. Gene Ontology annotation, biological process: succinyl-CoA metabolic process; tricarboxylic acid cycle. Gene Ontology annotation, cellular component: succinate-CoA ligase complex; mitochondrion. The transcript has 6 exons.
AUGAUCGGGGAGCUAAUCGCUAAACAGCAUCAUGGUCCGUUCAGAAAACAUGCGCGCCAGUUCAGCCUCCUAGAACACCACUCGCAUCAACUCUUGAAACAGUUCGAGAUUCCAGUUCCCCAUGGGUUUGUAGUGCACAGUCCUGAGGCAGCUCGGGAUGUCGUAUACAAGAUUGGGGCUCCGUCAGUCCUGAAGGCUCAGAUACUCGCCGGUGGACGAGGCAAGGGCAAGUAUAGCAGUGAUGGGAAAGGUGGUGUUCGCAUUGUUGACUCGGCGGACGAGGCUUUUGAAAACGCAUCCAAGAUGCUCGGUUAUUCUCUCGUCACGAAGCAAACUACCUCCAGCGGUAUUCCAGUACACAAGCUAUACAUCUACAAAUCGGUCGAUAUUGCGCAGGAGUUCUACGUGGCUAUCACCUUCGAUCGCCAGCGGUACAUGCCUGUCCUCCUCAUGUCAGACGAUGGAGGUGUCAAUAUAGAGUCGAACGUGAACCAGCUCCAGCGGUUUUGGUUCCAUCUCUCGACCGGAAUCACUCCUGAAAUCGCGGCCUAUAUUGAAGCACAAUUUGGAUUUUCUGACGACGAUAUGCGCGUGGUCACACACAUCUUGCGUCAGCUAGUAACAUUGUUCCGGGAAAAAGACGCGACUCUCCUCGAACUGAACCCCCUCGUGCGGACAACGGAAGGGUCCUUGAUGUGUCUUGAUGCAAAGUUCAACUUCGAUGACUCGGCGAAGUUCCGACAGCCAGAGCUGGUUAGUCUUGAGGAACACUUGCCGGAGGAGAAAGAUGAAUAUGAAGCUUCGAAAUUGGGUCUUUCCUACAUCCGGUUGGACGGUAACAUCGGGGUUAUUGUUAACGGCGCUGGUUUAGCGAUGGCAACUAAUGACUUGGUCACCUUGUACGGCGGGAACUGUGCGAACUUCUUAGAUAUUGGUGGGGGCGCCACUAAAGAGACACUGUCGAAGGCAUUUUCGAUCCUGCAGGGGGAUUCCCGCACGAAAGGGCUGUUCAUAAAUAUAUAUGGCGGGAUUGUUCGGUGCGAUAUGAUUGCUGAGUCGAUCCUGGCUGCUGCUGCUGCGAUGGGAGGGUUCAGGAUUCCAGUUGUCCUUCGACUACAGGGUACAAACUACGAGAAAGGCAUUCAAGAAUCGGGCCUAGAUAAUAUACUUUUAGAGGCCGAUUUCGAUGCAGCUGCUCAAAAGAUCGUCGAGCUUACCCACGGCUCGAGAUGA